This is a messenger RNA of Sorex fumeus (smoky shrew), 1587 nucleotides long. RefSeq names its product G protein-coupled receptor 61 (gene GPR61). The transcript has a single exon. Gene Ontology annotation, molecular function: G protein-coupled receptor activity. NCBI's taxonomy places the organism in Eukaryota, Metazoa, Chordata, Mammalia, Eulipotyphla, Soricidae. Bases 132 to 1487 code for a protein of 451 amino acids. Gene Ontology annotation, biological process: G protein-coupled receptor signaling pathway. Gene Ontology annotation, cellular component: plasma membrane; signaling receptor complex; endosome. The record is from RefSeq and is a predicted model, not a curated record.
CGCCGCCUCUGACCUCUCCCCUCCUCCCAGAUUGGGAAGCCUGGGCCUGGGCUGGCCACCUCAGGGUCACUGGACUAGGAUGGGGGAUGGGCCUGUGACAGGAGGUGCCCUGGGUGUCCUCUUUCGGCCCCAUGGAGUCCUCACCCAGCCCCCAAUCAUCAGGGAACUCUUCUACUUUGGGGAAGGUCCCUCAAACCCCAGGUCCUUCAACUGCCAGUGGGGUCCCCGAAGUGGGACUGCGGGACGUGGCUUCGGAAUCUGUGACCCUCUUCUUCAUGCUCCUGCUGGACUUGACUGCCGUGGCCGGCAAUGCCGCUGUGAUGGCCGUCAUCGCCAAGACACCAGCCCUCCGCAAAUUCGUCUUCGUCUUCCACCUCUGCCUGGUGGACCUGCUGGCCGCCCUGACCCUCAUGCCUCUGGCCAUGCUCUCCAGCUCCGCCCUCUUUGACCAUGACCUCUUCGGCGAGGUGGCCUGCCGCCUCUACCUGUUCCUGAGUGUCUGCUUUGUCAGUCUGGCCAUUCUCUCAGUGUCAGCCAUCAACGUGGAGCGCUACUACUACGUGGUCCACCCCAUGCGCUACGAGGUGCGCAUGACUCUCGGGCUGGUGGCCUCUGUGCUGGUGGGCGUGUGGGUGAAGGCGCUGGCGAUGGCUUCCGUGCCUGUGUUGGGAAGGGUCUCCUGGGAGGAGGGAGCUCCCAGCGCCCCCCCGGGCUGCUCACUCCAAUGGAGCCACAGUGCCUACUGUCAGCUUUUCGUGGUGGUCUUUGCCGUUCUGUACUUCCUAUUGCCCCUGAUCCUCAUCCUUGUGGUCUACUGCAGCAUGUUCCGAGUGGCCCGCGUGGCUGCCAUGCAACACGGGCCCCUGCCCACGUGGAUGGAGACGCCCCGCCAACGCUCCGAGUCUCUCAGCAGCCGCUCCACCAUGGUCACCAGCUCGGGGGCCCCUCAGACAACCCCACACCGAACGUUUGGGGGAGGGAAAGCGGCAGUGAUCCUCCUGGCUGUGGGGGGCCAGUUUCUGCUCUGCUGGUUGCCCUACUUUUCUUUCCACCUUUAUGUGGCCCUGAGUGCUCAGCCCAUUUCCAUGGGGCAGGUAGAGAGUGUGGUGACCUGGAUUGGCUACUUCUGCUUCACUUCUAACCCCUUCUUCUACGGGUGUCUCAACCGGCAGAUUCGCGGGGAGCUCAGCAAACAGUUCGUCUGCUUCUUCAAGCCUGCUCCAGAGGAAGAGCUGAGGUUGCCCAGCAGGGAGGGCUCCAUCGAGGAGAACUUCCUGCAGUUCCUUCAGGGGACGGGCUGUCCCAACAAUGAGUCCUGGGUUCCCCGACCACUCCCCAGCCCCAAGCAGGAGCCACCUGCUGUUGACUUUCGAAUUCCAGGCCAGAUAGCAGAGGAGACCUCUGAGUUUCUGGAGCAGCAACUCACCAGCGACAUCAUGUCGGACAGCUACCUCCAUCCUGCCCCCUCACCCCGACUUGAGUCAUGAUAGACUGUCAGAUUCUCAGAGGGAGAUGGAACUGGUAGCCAGUUAGGGCUGCAAGGACCACCUCAUAGGAGCAUCAUUUCCCAGCUUGUUGGGGCUGGGC